AUGGCAAACCCCGAGGGUCAAGUACCAGGAUUGAAUUCAAUGGAGGUGGUCCUCGGAUACAGGGUGAUCAAAUGCGAUCCUCAGCUCUCCCUAGACUUCCUCCAAACCGCUGUUGGCAAGAUCCAGAACGUCAAGGAAGAUUUGGAGCUCAAACUAAUCCCGGCCAUGGAUUACCAAAUCGAACAUGGAGAUCGAAGCCAACAGCUGAUUCUAUACCUGCAAGCACAUAACCGCAAUAUUCCCGCUGGAGCAUCAUAUAAACGGCGACUCCGCAAGCGAACAGUGUGUCCUUGCCUUCUCCAUAUCUCGGAGGGGAGCAUCGAGCCCCUAGGAAAAGUGGCCAACAAAUUUGAAUUGGGCGUAAGGAAAGCGCAACUGAAGAUAUUCCGCUCUGCGAAUCCCGCGGAUGACGCCAACGAGUUCCUAUCGGGUAUGCAACUGGACGACGCCGGUUCUGCCAAAAACGUUGGCGCUCACGAGCAGCCCCCGGAAGUGCAGCUUGACGACGCCAAUACCGUGUAA
Anastrepha ludens (Mexican fruit fly) is the source of this 522-nucleotide messenger RNA. RefSeq lists its product as uncharacterized. The transcript has a single exon. The record is from RefSeq and is a predicted model, not a curated record. NCBI's taxonomy places the organism in Eukaryota, Metazoa, Arthropoda, Insecta, Diptera, Tephritidae. The coding region runs from base 1 to 522 and encodes 173 amino acids.